GUCAUAUGCCGGGGAUUUGGAGCUCGUGAAAAAAAAAUGUGGAGAAAAAACGCGUAUCGAGAGCAUGAGUGGGAGUGCGUGCAUUAGGGGACGUAUGUGGAAGUAAAACAGAUCCCUCAGGCCUGCGAGCCUAUCGCGCUGCGUUUGUCAUCCCUGCCCGGCGACAUUUUUUUUUCCCUAAGCUCCAGCACACUAAACGGGGAGCUUUCCUCGCAGCCUUCCUGAAGCCCCCUGAUUUUUGUGCUCACUGUUGGUGGGUGCAUUUUAUUUUAUUUUUGAUUCCCUGGACUAUGGGUUAUGAUGUCAAUAUUCACUGAAGACAAAAAGCAACCUUUUCUGCAUCUCGGUGGUAGGCAUAUUCCUCAUCGUCCUUUCAAACUUGUGGUGGAAUAGGUUUUCUUCUCUUUCUGUGUAUUUGAGCCGGCACAGUUACCACAAUCGAGCUUGUCUUUAACUUGUGAGCGGUGGUGGUCAUGCUGUGAGAGGAGCUCGCUCGGAGGCCGAGGCCAAGUGCACACAGCUGCCGCCCGGACGUCCGUCCCACCGGCGCCGACCCGCGCAGAGUCAUAGUGUGAAAAUGAACCCCAAGGAGAACUGGUGAAAUCACGUCCAGUGGGCACCUCUGAGCUCUGACCUACUGAGGAAGCAAAUCGGAUCCGCGGAGCCACCUCCAGGCAACCGAGUUCAGUGCGAUCACAUCUGGUAGAAGUGGGAAAAAAUGUAGUCAUUGAAUCCAAUCAAGUGUUUGAGUCUCUGAAAUCAUCUCAGCACCCCAUCAAGAAGGCUCUGGUUGGUCCCACAGACAUAUGGCCGUCCAAGGAACCACAUAAAGAUGGAGAAAUCAAGGCACAGAAAAAUUAAGUGACUUGGCCACCGUCCCAAGCUGGGGAGGACCAGGAUUAGAAAUCGGAGAGAACCCUGGCUCUGGCCUGCGUCCGGCCACGGAGCCACGCUGCCUCCAUUCCUGGAAGAGAAGGCUUCCUGCAAGAUGGAGUUGGACACUGAGGAGAAGCGUCACCGCACGCGGUCCAAAGGGGUUCGAGUUCCCGUGGAACCAGCCAUUCAGGAGCUGUUCAGCUGCCCCACUCCCGGCUGUGAUGGCAGUGGCCACGUCAGUGGCAAAUAUGCAAGACACAGAAGCGUAUACGGCUGCCCCCUGGCCAAAAAGAGGAAGACGCAGGACAAGCAGCCCCAGGAGCCCGCCCCCAAGCGGAAGCCGCUGGCAGUGAAGGCGGACAGCUCCUCGGCGGAGGAGUGCUACGACAGCGACGGGUCCGAGGACCUGGACGAGGAGGACGAGGACUCCGAGGACGCGGAGGACGAGGAGGUGGACCGGGACGAGGAGGAGGACGCGGACGCGGACGAGGACGAGGACGAGGACGACGAGGACGACGACGAGGAUGACGAGGAAAACGAAGACCAUCAGAUGAACUGUCACAAUACUCGAAUAGCGCAAGACCUGGAAAAGGGCGAAGCCAAUACCGACGAGUACGACAACUACGAUGAGCUCGUGGCCAAGUCCCUGCUGAACCUCGGCAAGAUCGCCGAGGACGCGGCCUACCGGGCCAGGACCGAGUCGGAGAUGAACAGCAACACGUCCAACAGCCUGGAGGACGACAGCGACAAGAGCGAGAGCCUGGGCCGGAAGGGCGAGCUGAGUCUGGACCUGGACAGCGACGUGGUCCGGGAGACCGUGGACUCCCUCAAGCUGCUGGCGCAGGGACACGGAGUGGUGCUCGCAGAAAACGUGAUCGACAGGGGGUACACGGACAUGCCGGUGCAGCAGGACGGCCGGGGCCUGAACUACCUGAUGCUGGGCAAGCCGGCCAACAACGGGCUGGCCGAGAAGGCAGUGGAGGCCAGCGACGAGGAGGUGUGCCUCAGCAGCCUGGAGUGUCUGCGCAGCCAGUGCUCCGACCUGGCCCGCCGGCUGAGCGAGGCCAGCCCACAGGAGCGCAGCCCACAGCCAGGCAGCGGCGGCCGCCCGCUCGGCCGGCAGGACGACGCCGCCCCGGGCCGGACGCCGGGCAGGAACUACUCAGACAUGAUGAACCUCAUGCGGCUGGAGGAGCAGCUGAGCCCCCGCUCGAGGGCCUUCUCCAGCUGCGCCCAGGAGGACGGGUACCUCGAGAGAGACGCGGACACCACCUCCGUGGCCUCGGACAGGUCGGAGGAAGUGUUCGACAUGACCAAGGGGAACCUGACACUCCUGGAGAAGGCCAUCGCCCUGGAAACGGAGCGAGCGAAGGCCAUGAGGGAGAAGAUGGCAGUGGAGGCCGGGCGGCGGGACAGCGCGAGGCCCUACGAGGAGCAGUCGCCAAGGCAGCUCCCUGGGGAGGAGAGGAAGCCCAAGCCCAGUGACAGCCAUGCCAAAAAGCCAUACUAUGAUCCCUCGAGAGCAGAAAAGAAAGAGAGCAAGUGUCCAACCCCAGGGUGUGAUGGAACUGGCCACGUUACCGGGCUUUAUCCGCAUCAUCGCAGUUUGUCCGGGUGCCCGCACAAAGAUAGGGUCCCUCCAGAAAUUCUUGCCAUGCAUGAAAAUGUUCUCAAGUGUCCUACUCCGGGCUGCACAGGGCGAGGGCAUGUAAAUAGCAACAGGAACUCACACAGAAGCCUCUCUGGAUGCCCUAUUGCUGCCGCAGAGAAAUUAGCAAAGGCCCAAGAAAAACAUCAGAGCUGUGAUGUGUCCAAGUCCAACCAGGCCUCAGACCGCGUGCUAAGGCCAAUGUGCUUUGUGAAGCAGCUCGAGAUCCCUCACUACGGCUACAGAAACAACGUCCCCACCACUACGCCUCGCUCCAACCUGGCCAAAGAGCUGGAGAAAUAUUCCAAGACUUCGUUUGAAUACAACAGUUACGACGGCCAUACUUAUGGCAAGCGGGCCAUAGCCCCCAAGGUGCAAAGCAGGGAUAUAUCCCCCAAAGGAUAUGAUGCGAAGCGGCUCUGCAAGAGCAGCCCGAGCAGCGGGAGCAGCAGCUACGCGCCCAGCAGCAGCGGCCUGAGCUGCGGCGGCGGGAGCAGUGCGAGCAGCACGUGCAGCAAGAGCAGCUUCGACUACGCGCACGACGUGGAGGCGGCGCACAUGGCGGCCGCCGCCAUCCUCAACCUCUCCACGCGCUGCCGCGAGAUGCCGCAUAACCUGUCCACCAAGCCGCAGGACCUGUGCGCCGCGCGGAACCCUGACAUGGAGGUGGAUGAGAACGGGACUCUGGACCUCAGCAUGAACAAGCAGCGGCCGAGAGAGGGCUGCUGCCCCAUCCUGACCCCCUUGGAGCCCAUGUCCCCCCAGCAGCAGGCGGUGAUGAACAACCGCUGUUUCCAGCUGAGCGAAGGAGACUGCUGGGACCUGCCUGUCGACUACACCAAGAUGAAGCCCCACAGGGCCGACGACGACGGCUCCGAGGAAAUCACCCCGGAGGACCUGGAUCCGUUCCAGGAGGCCCUGGAAGAAAGAAGGUACCCAGGAGAGGUGACGAUCCCGAGCCCCAAGCCCAAGUACCCCCAGUGCAAGGAGAGCAAAAAGGACUUAAUAACUCUGUCGGGCUGCCCACUGGCUGACAAAAGCAUUCGAAGUAUGCUGGCCACCAGCUCCCAAGAGCUCAAGUGUCCCACCCCUGGUUGUGAUGGCUCUGGGCACAUUACUGGCAACUACGCUUCUCAUCGAAGCCUUUCAGGUUGCCCAAGGGCCAAGAAGAGCGGCAUCCGGAUAGCGCAGAGCAAGGAAGACAAAGAGGACCAGGAGCCCAUCAGGUGCCCGGUCCCCGGGUGUGACGGCCAGGGCCACAUAACCGGGAAGUACGCCUCUCACCGCAGCGCGUCCGGCUGCCCGUUGGCGGCCAAGCGGCAGAAGGAGGGGUACCUCAAUGGCUCCCAGUUCUCCUGGAAGUCGGUCAAGACGGAGGGCAUGUCGUGCCCCACGCCAGGAUGCGAUGGGUCGGGCCACGUCAGCGGCAGCUUCCUCACGCACCGCAGCCUGUCAGGAUGUCCGCGCGCCACGUCAGCGAUGAAGAAGGCGAAGUUGUCGGGAGAGCAGAUGCUGACCAUCAGACAGCGGGCCAGCAAUGGCAUAGAAAACGAUGAAGAAAUCAAACAGUUAGAUGAGGAAAUCAAGGAGCUAAAUGAAUCCAAUUCCCAGAUGGAAGCCGAUAUGAUCAAGCUCAGAACUCAGAUCACCACCAUGGAGAGCAACCUGAGGACCAUCGAGGAGGAGAACAAGGUGAUCGAGCAGCAGAACGAGUCCCUCCUGCACGAGCUGGCCAGCCUGAGCCAGUCCCUCAUCCACAGCCUCGCCAACAUCCAGCUGCCGCACAUGGAUCCAAUCAAUGAACAAAAUUUUGAUGCAUACGUGACUACUUUGACGGACAUGUAUACAAAUCAAGAUCGUUAUCAGAGCCCAGAAAAUAAAGCCCUACUGGAAAAUAUAAAGCAAGCUGUGAGAGGAAUUCAGGUCUGAACAGCUGCUGUAGUGAUGGGAUCUGCUUAAAAAAGGAUGCCUCUUAUUCUUUGCUGCUGUGACUUACCAGAAAGUGUUAUAUAUUUAUUUCUGUUCGAAACGGUGUUAUGCUUACAAGACUUCAUAAUGAUUUUAUGUCUUGCUUUAAAGAUAGUACCUGCAGAGUAGUUUUUGAAUACAUUCACAUUUUGUACGUUUUCAUAUGAGCUGACAUAGUGUGAUAUGCCAUGUGAUGUUUAUAGCUGCUACCGUAUGCACAUCUGGGGGUAUAUAUAUUUCUGAAGAGGUAAGCCGAUCAAAAUAAAUAGAGUGUACAUUCUUUUUAAUGCUUUAGUGAUUAAAUGUUUUAGUAUUUUGAACUGAAAUGGACAAAAAUUAAAAAAAAAAAAAAACAGCUUUGAAUGAUCACUGGGUGGCCCCACAGCCACUUUUUAGACAUCAUCAUUUUGCCUCAUGUUGGAGGAUUUUAUGGAAUUUAAGAAAUACAUUUUGUGUGCAUAUUGUUUCAUAGCAAGAAUUGGUUGAAAAAAAAAUGCUUUAUUUUUGAACAAUGCUCGGAAAUAUUAUGUGAUUUUUUUGUCUGUUUGUUUUAGGAGGAUGGUGUAUGGUGGGGGCAAUAAAUGAGGUUUUUUGCAUUCCAAGGAAAUGGCAUAUGGAUUAACUGUAAGAAAUGAGAUAAGUGAUUUAUUGUAAGACAACAUCAAGCCAUGGAAACUUGGCAGAAGAUUCAAAGCAGCUUAAACAGCACUUUUAAAUUAACUCCUGAGCAUUACAUGGUAUGACUAUGGGAGCAUCAGUUGAGACAGGGGCUUGUGAAGGUGGACGACGUGGAGAUUUCCUUUUCCAUUUCAGCAAACUUUGGAACAACCUUCUCUUAUCUCCCCAAGAGUUUCACGUCCCUCUGGACUGUUAUUGCAGUGUGGUUUAUCUAACAGAUUCUGUGGUUUUAAUUUAAGCGCAAAGAUAAUUUAAGAGUAUUUAUUUCCCCCUUCCACUUCUAAACAUUACUGUCAUGUUGUCGUUACUCUUACAUCUCGGGGGUGACAGCAGAUGGUGCGAGGGUCUUCGAGUUACUGGACUGAGUCUUCUGCUGGACUGGGGGAGGCCGCUGAGCCACGUCACUCCCUGCCCCCACCCCAGCCUCGGCCUGAAUAAGCAUUCGGUCCUGUUCAGAGCAUCUCAGAACGUGUCACGCCUUCCCUGGAGACCAGCUGACCACAGGGCAUUUGCAUCCCCUCGUUGUUUGAUUUGUCAUGACCUAUUCUGAGAAUGGAUGCAAUCAGAUUUUAGGAGUAAUUACUUAUACUUCAGCACUUUUUGCUUUACCCUAGAUCAUAUUAGACUUGUUUAUACCUUGGAGAUUUGAUCGUUUCACUCCAACGACUGCACUAAUGUAUGCAUAAGACCACUUUGACCACUGCGUUCUCCCCUCCCGCGUGGUCCCUAGGAUGACGUGUUGUGUUUUCUGAUGUUGACUUGAUUUACAUGUGACGGCAUCUCUUCCUUCCAUGUCUUGAUGUUAUGCAGGAAGUACAGAAGUACUUUAAAAUUUUGUUAUGAAAAAAAAAAAGAUGGGUUUUGUAAAAAUAAAAAAAAAUAUUUUUAGCAGAACAGGACUUACAGGGUCAUUGUCCCCACAACGUGCCAGUCGACUAUUUGCACUACCUUGUCCUAUAUAUCCGCACGGAGGUGUGCAAUUCCUGGUGUCAGCCGCCUCGGACGCUGACCCUGGAGGAGAGAGGCCCUCACGGCUGACCCGAUGAUGUCGCUGUGGGAGAUUACAGGGGCCCCACAGCAAAUAUUCUGAUACAAUACUCAACCUCGGUAUAUAUAUGUAUAAAGAUAUGUAUAUCCCAGUGGCACUUUAUACUGCUCACUGUACAAAAGCUUACAGUUUUCCACGAGGACUUUAAUACCUAGCUGGAGAAAGACGAUGUAAUCACAGGGGCUCUGCCGCACCUCCUCCGGAGAGCGCCCUCUUUCUGUCGUGCGUUGAGCUGUAGCGGCCGUGCUCAGAAUUGCCUUUUGAGAGCUGCAGCAAGGUGCUUCCCGUCACCUGAUGCCAUAUAUACUGUCCCGGGCCCCAGCUCCUCACAGGCCCCAUUGUUCAUACUGGCAUAUGCAUCUCCCCGCCGCGUCGUGUCUGCUGCUUCUUUACCGAUAUAGUGAUGCUUUUAGUAGAGUAAUAGUAUCAGUUUUGUAAUCACCUACGUACAGUGGGAAGGGGUUUUAAGCACAAAUCUGCUGCUCAUCUAACGUUGGUACAUAAUAUCCGAUCAAAAGUUAUCUGUGACUAUUAUAUAGGGAUCACAAAAGUGUCACAUAUUAGAAUGCUGACCUUUCAUAUGGAAUUAUUGUGAGUCAUCAGAGUUUAUUUAUUAUAACUUAUUGUUCAUAUUCAUUUCUAAGUUAAUUUAAGUAAUCAUUUAUGAAGACAGAAUUUUGUAUGAAUAUUUGCUGUGCUCUCUGUGGAACUGGAGUUUGAUUUAUUUUUGUACGACACGGCAUGGGUUUGUGGCCACUUUGAUUUUGCUAUAAAUGUGUGGAAUCACGAGUUGCAAUGAUACUUCAUUUUUAAAUUGUGGACUUUGUACAAACUUUGUCAUGCUGGAUGUUAACACAUCUUACUCUAAAUAAAAAAGGUGUUACCACAUUUGU
Molecule: messenger RNA, 7111 nt
Organism: Manis pentadactyla (Chinese pangolin)
Lineage: Eukaryota; Metazoa; Chordata; Mammalia; Pholidota; Manidae
Gene: MYT1L
Product: myelin transcription factor 1 like
Exons: 25
Coding region: 989-4453 (1154 amino acids)
Biological process (GO): regulation of transcription by RNA polymerase II
Cellular component (GO): nucleus
Molecular function (GO): DNA-binding transcription factor activity, RNA polymerase II-specific; zinc ion binding; RNA polymerase II cis-regulatory region sequence-specific DNA binding
Source: RefSeq, a predicted model, not a curated record